Messenger RNA from Hemicordylus capensis (graceful crag lizard), 5545 nucleotides. It is a transcript of the gene ADAMTS1, whose product is annotated as ADAM metallopeptidase with thrombospondin type 1 motif 1. The record is from RefSeq and is a predicted model, not a curated record. Gene Ontology annotation, molecular function: metalloendopeptidase activity. Gene Ontology annotation, biological process: extracellular matrix organization; proteolysis. The coding region runs from base 327 to 3134 and encodes 935 amino acids. Gene Ontology annotation, cellular component: extracellular matrix. Lineage: Eukaryota; Metazoa; Chordata; Lepidosauria; Squamata; Cordylidae. The transcript has 9 exons.
CGAACAGCCGAGGCGCUCGCAAAGCGGGGACUUGCCUCUCUCGGGACGCAGCAGCAGCAGCCGCCUGGCGGAGACGACGGCCGCAGCAGCGGGUAGAACUACGGCAGCUGCCAGUUAACUUUGGGCUCGUGAGGAGAAGCCGAGCCCUGCAGCCGCCGCCUCCGCCGCCUUAGCUAUUGGAAGCGGUGCGGCGACAGCCCUGGUCGGAGGAGUCGUCGUUGUCCCGGGAAGAAACGCAGGUGCUGCCUCAAGUUAGUUUCGGGGGGCGCGUGUGCUGCUUCUCUGCCGCCUUUGCCUCUCGUAAUCUCGCGCGCCGAGUGUGCAGCAUGAAGAGGGAGGCAGCAAGCCUGGUGCUGAGCGCGCUACUGCUCUGCCUGGCCGCGGAGGGCAGCCCGCGGCUGCAGGAGGAGCAGCAGCAGCAGCUGGUGGUGCCCGUGAGCCUGGACUCUGCCGAGUACCAGCAACCGGCGGCGGGCGGGCGGCUCUACCGCCUCGACGCCUUUGGCGAGCGCAUCAGCCUGGAGCUGCAGCCGGACAGCAGCUUUUUGGCGCCGGACCUGACGCUGCAAUACGUGGGCAGUCGCCCCCCGAGAGGGGAGAAGGAAGCAGAAGAAGCGUCCGAGCAGCCCGUCGGCGCCGCCUUGGCCGGCUGCUUCUACUCGGGCACCGUCAACGGGGACCCAGCCUCUGCCGCUGCCCUCAGCCUCUGCGGAGGGAUCCGCGGCGCUUUCUAUCUGCGCGGGGCAGAGUACCUCAUCCAGCCAGCCAACAUCUCCCGCUCGCAAGGAGGAGAGCAGCUCCACGUCCUGCGGCGGCGCCUGCGGAAGCAUCUCCACCAGGGCGGCGGUGUUAAGUGCGGGGUGACGGACAGCACCUUCCCCUCGGCGGCUGAAGGGCAGCAGCUGCCGCCGCCCGAGCACGUGCACCGCUCAGGAAAUAGAAGCAUGAGGAAGAAAAGAUUUGUGUCAAGUCCUCGCUAUGUGGAGACCUUGCUUGUAGCAGACCAAUCUAUGGCAGAGUUUCAUGGCAGUGGACUGAAGCACUAUCUCCUUACACUCCUGUCUGUGGCAGCCAAAUUGUACAAGCAUCCCAGUAUUCGGAACUCCAUUAGCCUGGUGGUGGUGAAAAUCAUGGUCAUCUAUGAUGAGCAGAAAGGGCCUGAUGUAUCCUCAAAUGCUGCUCUCACCUUAAGAAACUUCUGCAGCUGGCAAAAGCAGCACAAUCUUCCCAGUGACCGGCUUGCUGAACAUUAUGACACUGCAAUUCUUUUCACCAGACAGGAUCUCUGCGGUGCCAAGACAUGUGAUACUCUUGGGAUGGCUGAUGUGGGAACAGUUUGUGAUCCAAACCGCAGUUGCUCUGUCAUAGAAGAUGAUGGCUUGCAAGCUGCUUUUACAACCACUCAUGAAUUAGGCCAUGUAUUUAAUAUGCCUCACGAUGAUGCAAAGCAGUGUGCCAGCAUUAAUGGCAUAAGCAGAGACUCCCAUAUGAUGGCAUCUAUGCUUUCCAACCUGGAUCGAAGCCAGCCAUGGUCUCCGUGCAGUGCUUACAUGAUUACUACGUUUUUGGAUAACGGUCAUGGUGAGUGUUUGCUGGACAAGCCUCACAAGCCUCUACAGCUUCCUUCUGAUCUACCUGGAACAAUGUAUGAUGCAAACAGGCAGUGCCAGUUCACAUUUGGAGAGGAGUCCAAACAUUGUCCUGAUGCGGCCAGCACAUGUGCAACUUUAUGGUGUACUGGCACCUCUGGUGGAUUGCUGGUGUGCCAAACCAAACAUUUUCCUUGGGCAGAUGGCACCAGUUGUGGAGAAGACAAGUGGUGUGUGAAUGGCAAGUGUGUAAACAAGACAGACAAGAAGCAUGCACCUAUCCAUGGAGGAUGGGGGUCAUGGGGACUCUGGGGAGACUGUUCAAGGACUUGUGGUGGUGGAGUGCAGUACUCUAUGCGAGAGUGUGACAAUCCAGUGCCAAAAAAUGGAGGAAAAUACUGUGAAGGGAAGCGAGUGCAGUACAGAUCCUGUAAUAUUGAAGACUGUCCAGACAACAGUGGCAAAACUUUCAGGGAGGAACAGUGUGAGGCUCACAAUGAUAUUUCCAAAUCCCAUUUUGGAGCUGGGCCUGCAGUGGAAUGGAUACCCAAGUUUGCUGGAGUCUCUCCCAAAGACAGAUGCAAGCUUGUCUGCCUUGCAAAAGGCACUGGCUAUUUCUUUGUUCUUCAGCCUAAGGUAGUGGAUGGAACCUUAUGUAGUCCAGAUUCAACUUCAGUGUGUGUCCAGGGGCAGUGUGUAAAAGCUGGAUGCGAUCGCGUCAUAGGUUCCAGUAAGAAGUUUGAUAAAUGUGGUGUCUGUGGAGGCAAUGGAUCCACCUGCAAGAAGAUGUCUGGCAUGCUUUUUAGUUCCAGACCUGGUUAUCAGGAUAUUAUUAUUGUUCCUGCUGGAGCAACGAACAUAGAAGUUAAGCAAAGAAAUCAUAAGGGUACAAAGCAUGAAGGUAGUUACCUUGCUAUAAAAGCUGCUGAUGGUGCCUAUAUUCUCAAUGGUGACUAUACAUUAUCGACAUUGGAACAAGACAUUACUCAUAAAGGCAACGUUUUGCGGUACAGUGGCUCAUCUGCUUCUCUGGAAAGAAUUCGCAGCUUCAGUCCACUGAAGGAACCUUUAACAAUACAGGUCCUUUCUGUGGGUGAUUCAUUUCAAUCUAAAAUAAAAUAUACUUAUUUUGUGAAGAAAACAGAGUCUGAGAAGCCUCCCAGUAAAAAGAUUGAAUCCUUCAACGCAAUCAAAGAGACCAUUUUAUCUGAAUGGGUUAUUGAAGAAUGGGGGGAAUGUUCAAAGUCAUGUGGAUCAGGCCGGCAGAGAAGAUCUGUAGAGUGUAGAGGCAUUAAUGGACAGCCUGCUGUAGACUGUGCAAAAGAACUCAAACCAAGUGAUGUCCGACCGUGUGCAGACACACCAUGCCCACAGUGGCAGCUGGGAGACUGGUCAUCAUGCUCUAAGUCAUGUGGGAAAGGUUUUAAAAAGAGGUCAUUAAAAUGUAUUUCCUCUGAUGGCAGCACAAUGUCAGAUGAAAGCUGUGACCUUUCAAAGAGACCUAAACCUCUAAUAGACCUUUGCAAUGUUACAAUCUGCAGCUAAACCAGGACAGACUGGGAAAGCUAAAGGUCUCUUUUUUUGUCCCCCAGACCAAAGCACUGAAAACAAGGGUGAGAGGCAAAAAUUGUAAUUUGCAUGAAAAAUGUACAGAGCGGGGAUUCACUGAGAUGGGCCAGUGCAAAUAAUGUUAGAUUAUGUUGCAUCAUGGAAGAAAAAGAAACCUGUCAACUGAAAAUCUGAUAAAAUGACAAACCAAUGUCACUAGCUAUUUCAUCUUCAGCAGAUAAAACCCUGAGGCAUUACAAUUUCCUCUUUUAAGUCUGUUACAAGUUAAACAAAACAUAGGCAGCGGCCAAAGCAAGUUUAAACAAACAUGUCAAUGUUUUCUUUUUUCCUUCAGGAGUUGUGUUGCGGUACUGAUAAAAUACUUAUCUUGAUCAAAGUUGGGGAAGGAAAGACAGUUUUUCUCCAAGCUUAAUUAUUGGUCAGGUGUUGCCUACCUCACAAAGAGCAAAAAAAAUAUAAAUCAAUAUUUAAAAAGAACCUUCAACUAUACUGUUCAUGGCUGCUAUCAUUUAGAUAAUAGUUUUAUUUAAAACUAAAGCCAUAUGUUCCACCCAUAAAUGAGCAAGUACAAUAAUGGCUGCUUGAUAAAUCUCCUGAUGAAUAGAAUGUAGUGCUCUUAAAACCUCUUGAUUUACUGAGAUGUCUUUUCCUUGCUGUCGGUAUGCUCAGCCUGCAGAGUUAGAAAGGUAGCAGUUCCAAAGCUGCAUACCAUUCUCAUUGGCCUGGAAUGUGCUCUUUUUUGUGUAUGUGCUGGUGGUUCACACCUCAUUUGCUUCAAAGCAGUCCAGUGAAACUAAGCCUGCAAUCCUAUGAAUGCUUACUUGGGAGAAAGCCCUACUGGGCUUGCUUCCAAGUAAACAUGCUAAGGAUUGUCCUGCAAGGUUUCUAUACUAUGCAGGGAGUAAGUCCUGUUGGACUGAGUGGAACUUAAUUCUGAGAAAAGAUGUUUAGGAUUGCACUGUAAGUUUAGCUUGGCAGCACGUGCAUGUCUCAUGACCCUUGCUAACUGAGCAAAGAGCCACCUUUCAAAGUGGUGAUUCUCUUGUAUUUAGCAGGUGAGAGAGCAACUGGCCCUAUCCAGCCCCUGCACAGCAUCCCUCCAGUGGCUGCUGUUGUGUUUACCUUUUAUAUUUCAUGUUUAGAUUGUGAGCCCUUUGGGGACAGGGAUCCAUCUUAUUUAUUUAUUCUUUAUUUUUCUAUGUAAACCGCUUUGGAAACUUUGAAGAGCGGUAUAUAAAUAGUAGUAGUAUUCAUAGUCUGUCUCAUGAGUAAAUCAUAGUCUCAUUUCUUUGUGAAAAUAUACUCCUCCUUGCUGCCAUUUGAAUUAUUGUUAUGGUCUGACCAUUCUGUUGAUAUAGCCUACAUAUGCUGGCCAAUUGUAACACUUACAUGUGGAUUGCUACAGAUUGAUACAAUUCCAUUAUGAACAGGAAAUCUUGUAAUUAGUACAUGACCAAGCUGGAAUGGUUAGUAUCCUCUGGGGGGACGAAAUCUCAUUGUGACUUUUGACAAGGUCUACACUCCUAGGGAUUGAAAAGAGGUGAUGGCAUUCCAGUGCUUUCAGUAUAUUAUCAUGUUUUUACUGUCCUGACCAUCAGGCUUGCAACAGCCAAAUUUGAAAUGGUAUUUUCAAAAUGUGUUUCAAACACAAAAAUGACUGUAAUAUUUUAUUGGUGUUGUCAGAGGAAUGGAGAUGAAAUUGGCAGGAAAGUCCGCCAAAGAUUACUCCACUGGGAGAGUACACCAAUUUGUUGUUACCCUAACCUUAUUCGAAUUCUUUCUUCUGUGCAAAAAAUGACUGCAGUUUUCCCUAAUUAUUGGGGGGGAGGUAAGAAUAAAGUAGGGAUAGUAACCCAGAGAAAGGUGCAAGUGCAACAGUGUUAUCAUGUAUCUUCUAUCUCUAGUGGGGUGGACAUUGUCAAAAGUCAUUAUGAGCAUUCAUUCCCUGAGAGGGUACCAGUGAACACAAUUUGUGGGCCUGGCUCCUGGACUAAAUCCACGGCACCCAACAUUUUUACACUGUUCAUGUCUCUUGUAAGGCAGGGAAGACUAAGCUGAGGGAUAGCGGGUCCAUCCACAGCAGUAUGCCAAUACACGUGUAUUUAAAAGUUUGUGCCAGUCCAUAGACUGAGAGAAUAUAGCUCUCCAUUUGUAUAUAGUAAAAUAUAUUACUAUAGAUGAUACAUACUUUAUAAGUAUUUAUAUUCUUUCUCUUCUGAGAAGGGUUAUAAUUGGUAAUAAAUGCAUUUAAUGAACCUAUUUAUUUUUAUAUUUCUUGUCUAAUGUGAUCUUUUAAGUUAUCACUUUUUUUAAAAAAAGACAUAUAACAAGGAUAGAGUAUUUAUGCAAUAUAUGAUAUUAGAUAAUAAACUUUAUGAAUUUUGGAA